UCUAACAAGUGUAAAUGUACAUGAACAGCAGAGAUUCAAGUGGCAGUGAAGACAUAAACGGAUUGAAACUGGGUAUAAGCCAUAUCCACAUUGAAGAAUUAGCCAGCCCAAACAAGUGAAGAUAUAAGCCUGUGUGGGUGAGAAUAGAGCACAAUGUUCCAAGCUAAGGGACAAUCCAGUACAGCCUCUUCUAAUGAAGCAAAAAGCAACACGGGGACAUCUAUUGUACAGAGAUCCAAGUCAUUCAGCAUGAAGGCCCAGGUGAAAGAGACAUGCAGUGCCUGCCAGAAAACUGUCUAUCCUAUGGAGCGCCUGGUGGCUGAUAAAUUUGUCUUCCAUAACUACUGCUUUUGCUGUAAGCAUUGCCACACCAAGCUAAGCUUGGGUAGUUAUGCAGCUCUCCACGGGGAAUUCUACUGCAAGCCACAUUACCAGCAGCUGUUCAAGAGCAAAGGCAACUAUGAUGAAGGUUUUGGGCGCAAGCAGCACAAGCAACUCUGGCUGCAGAAAGAGGUGGAAAAUGGUCUGUGUUGCGGAACUGAGGAAAGGAGCAGAUGUUCUUUCAAACAACCAAGUUUGGCUUCCUUUUUAGUGCUGCAAAAUUGAAUAGGAAUGAAAUCAUUCAACAUUUUGGAAUGGUGAUGUAAAGUGUUAAGUUCAGAUACUAAAAGCUAAAAAUGGAUAUAAGGCAUCAAUUUUUUUUCCUGAACUGUAGCAUGAUUUAACUUGUUAUAUAGUUUACUACUAAAACAAAAAACCAACUGGCAAAGAGAAAAUCUCCAAUGAGGGAGAUUUGAACUUCUGCUGAGAUCUUGGAGGAUCAUAACCAAGAAUAAGACUUCAAUAUGUUACUUCCAGCCAGGGAUUCGGGCAGCAUAAUCUGCAUUAUGCCGGGAUGUGCUGAACUAUUUUUGGGUAGUUAGCAUAAGCGCUGUUCCAAUAUGAAGGUGGGUGGAAUAUUUUUGAGUACAUUCUUCAAUCCUGAAGCAUCUACUAAGGAAUUGGACAAUGAUUCCUUCUCCUUAUUUGGCCAGUAGUAAGUAUAACAGAAGCUAUCAAAUUUCUUGAUUCUCUGAAAACUAAAAAAGCACUAGCACUCACUGAAUUAAUUACACGAAAUUCAGACUGAAUGUAUCAAUAUCCAUGUAUAUACAUCUAUACUGUGUUGCUAGCAUUUCCAGAAACCAAGUAAGAAAGCACUAAUGGUUCAAAGUUAUCCCAUGAAAUUGGAAUUGGGUCCCCUCACCUGUGCCAAUAAAAGUAUAUAGAAGGAUUCCAAUAAAAUUGGGAUUGGCCCACCUCAUCUGUGGCAGUAGAAGGGGAAUUUUGCUAGCAGGGCCCAGGAGAAGAAUCUUUCCUGCUAUGGCUCCUGCCCUCUGGAACAUUACGCUCCCUGAGGUGAGAUCUGAUCCCACCCUUUUGGCUUUCUGAAAGGAUCUGAAAACCUGGCUCUGCAAAUUGGCCCCAGACCCCGAUUGGGGAGUGUUAUAUUGGAAGUGGUUAAUGGAUAAAGAUAAUACUCUUUUCUACCCUAUAUGUGUAUCUUGCUCCCUUUCUUGCCAUCUUUGUUAAUUCUGUCAAUUUUAAUGUUAAUAUUUUAAAAACUAUUUUAAUGUUUUAUCUUGCUGCUUGUAUUUUGUUAUAAGCUGCCUAGAAUCAUCUCUAGAUAAGAUGGGUAGCAUACACAUUUAAUAAACAAACAACUUAUUGGACCUGAGGAAGUAGACAGGAGCCUCGGGACUAUUAGUAGAUCCCUCCCCCCCCAAUCUUUAGAUCCAUGCCUAUUCUGGCUUGUUAAAGCGGCCUAGAGAUAAGGUGCUGUGUGAAUGGGCUGUGGCAAUGAUUAAUUCUUGAGGGAAGGGAUUGUUCUUUUAUCUUUUAGAUUCACCCCUUCUUCAAGAAGCAAUUGCUGAACGCUACCAUUCCGGACAAUUUGCAUUCAGUAUAUUGCUUCUAUUUUGGGGGAAAGGUAGUUGUGCUGCAGCUUCAGAAGACCGUGGAAGAAGUGAAUUUACAUCCCUUUCAGUCAUGAUUAAGAUCUGGGUAUGGACGAAAACAGCACUGCUUGCAUUUUUGAAUGACUUCUGGCUUAGAUGGGAUCUAUGGGAUCAAGCAGGUAUCCACAACCUACUUGAACUCUUUGCAGCUUUUGAUACCACUAACCAUGAUAUCCUUCUGGGUCAGUUCAGAGGAUUUGGGGUGAGGGCAUGUUGUUCGCCUCUUUCCUUCUGGGUUGGUUCCAACUGGUGAUGAUUGGGAAGGCGAGGUCCCUACCUCAGCCUCUGUUUUGUAGGAUGCCAUAGGGUUUGAUAUUUUCUCCUCUCCCUCAUAAACAUCUAUGUGUGGUUGCUGAGUGAACUCAUCCAUCCCACUGGCUGAGAUAUCAUCAGUAUACAUAUGAUACACAAUUCUGUAUCUCCACCCCUGGCAAAUAAAGUGAAGCUGUGAAUUCAUAUCCUAAUGCUUGGAGAUCGUGAGGGUCUGGGUGGUUUGGCAAGACUGAAUGGCUGGAUUUUGGGGCCCAUUGUUUCAAGGACUAUGCCAUCUUUGGUAGUGGAUUGUGUUACAUACACACAGAUCUUAUGUGCAACUUGGACAACCUAGACUCAUGACCCCUGAUCAAUGAGCAGGUGGCAGUUGUGGCUAGGAGGCCUAAGCUGCAGGUACAAUCAGCUAAGGGCCUACAUAUGGUGGGCUCCUGGAGAUGUGCCUUCUCUGCCACAGUGCCUGCCUUAUGAAACAUUAUUCCUAUCCAAAAUUAAAUUGGGUCCACCCAUAUAUAUUCUGAAAGGGUCUCAAUACAUGACUAUCUGACCAGGCCUGGGGCUCCCAGGAACCAGAGACAUGCUUAGAUGACUCCCUUGCUGUGCUCAUUGCUUUUAUUCCCUGUUUGCCCAGGUUUUGUAUUUCUUUUUAUGUAAUUAUUGCUAUUUGAUUUUUAUUUUUUAUAUUUGUGAUUUUGUAUGUAGUUUUACCUGUUUGUUGUGCUCCCAGAGCCACCUUCAGUGAGAGGGGCAGUUAUAUAAUCUUGUUUAUAAAUAAACUAAAUAAAUAUUUGCUCA
Messenger RNA from Thamnophis sirtalis, 3062 nucleotides. It is a transcript of the gene LIMD2, whose product is annotated as LIM domain containing 2. NCBI's taxonomy places the organism in Eukaryota, Metazoa, Chordata, Lepidosauria, Squamata, Natricidae. The record is from RefSeq and is a predicted model, not a curated record.